AUGGCCAAACACGAGAACUCGGGGGCAGAUGGGGAGAUGACUGAAGCAGAGAAAACCCAACCGAGCAACUUGUAGGGUCACCCACCUUCCUGGUUUGCCCAGGACUGUACCAAUUUCAGCCCAUUUUAGCGCCCCCCCCCCCAUAUUCCCAGAAACCCUCAGACCCAGGGAAAGCAGGACAGACAGUUGCCAACCUCUCCUUCGAAUCAUACCAAGCAGCAAACUGGCCCAGACCCAGUGGCUGGCAAGUCCCAGAUGGCUCCGCCUCUGCGUCCGGAGCUGGCUUUCUGCUUUCAAGGGCAUCGUCUUACCACCCUCCCCCACCCCAGAGUCUCCAGGCUUUAGGGGCCCCGGAAUGCUGAGGGACCCCCGUGGCUAGAUCCCCCUAUAGGGGCAGGAGGAGGGGCACCCCGCGUCCGGGCUGCGUCACGGCCAUCUGACCCGGGAGGCACAGAGGCACGCGCCCCACUCCGGUUUCAUGGAGCCCCGGCCUGGCUGCGUGGUGGUGACCGGUUUCGGGCCCUUCCGGCAGCACCUGGUGAAUUCCAGCUGGGAAGCAGUGAAGGAGCUCUCCAAGCUGGGCCUGGGGAGCGACGCGGAGGUGGAGCUGCGGACGCUUCAGCUGCCCGUGGAUUACAGGGAGGUGAAGCGGAGAGUCACCAGAAUCUGGGAAGAUCUGCAACCGCGACUCACCGUGCACGUGGGCGUGGACGCCGCCGCCAAGGCCGUGGUUCUCGAGCAGCGCGGCCGGAACCGCGGGUAUCGCGAGACCGACGUCCGUGGCUUCCGGCCCGAGCAGGGCGCGUGCGUCCCGGAUGGCCCGGAAGUGAUUGAGUCGCGGGUCGACCUGAAGGCCGUCAGCAGGCGCGUGGCUGUGGACGGCGUGGCGGUGAUGUUCUCCCGCGAUGCGGGCAGAUACGUCUGCGAUUACACCUACUACCUGUCUUUGCAUCACGGAAAUGGGCGUGCGGCGCUCAUCCACGUGCCCCCGUUGUCUCCGGAGCUCCCCGCCAGCCUGCUGGGGAAAGCCCUGCAAGUCGUCAUCCAAGAGAUGCUGGCGGAGGGUGAGAACGCCCAAGGUCAAAGCCUGGUGCCCAGAAAACAAACCCGCGGUGGUUCCAGCCAGGCAGAACCAACCCGGGCGCUGCCCCUUUGGAGACAAGGGGAUGUGUCAGUCCUGUGUGGAGAGUUCAGCUGUGCUUGGGGAGGCGUUUUAAAAAAUCGCUUGUAACACAGUUUACACAGAGGGCCAAGUUCUGAAUUAGACGCAUGGAAGUCACAGAGUUAUUUCAUUGUCAGAAGGCAGGACAACACUCUGAAAGGCAGACA
This is a messenger RNA of Myotis daubentonii (Daubenton's bat), 1329 nucleotides long. It is a transcript of the gene PGPEP1L, whose product is annotated as pyroglutamyl-peptidase I like. Gene Ontology annotation, molecular function: pyroglutamyl-peptidase activity. Gene Ontology annotation, cellular component: cytosol. Gene Ontology annotation, biological process: proteolysis. The record is from RefSeq and is a predicted model, not a curated record. NCBI's taxonomy places the organism in Eukaryota, Metazoa, Chordata, Mammalia, Chiroptera, Vespertilionidae.